CUGUUUUGUGGUAAGUCGCGGUGCAGGUCUCCACAUGUUCAACACAUUAUAAAUUAAAAAAAGAUUAUGGCCUUGCCGUGGCCAACCGGUAGGGCACUCGCCUACCAUGCGGCUGACCCAGGUUCGAUUCCCGGCCCGUGUCCUUUGCCAACCCCUCCCCGUCUCUCUCCCAAUUCGCUUCCUGUCCACCUCUCACACUGUCCUAUCAAAUGAAGUCGAAAAAGACCAAAAAAAUCUUAUAAAGAUUAUGCUUCAUUUUGUGUGGCUCCAUCCAUGUUAGAUAGGCCCAUUCAUUCACACAUGAAGUCAUCAGCAUCUGAAUUGACCUCUGGCUCCUCCUAGCCCUCGUGACACUGUGCGAUGUCACUCCAGACUGGACUGCCUGACACUUCAGAGGACAAUGAGCCCCUAGUGUUGUCCACUUGUGAAUGCCAUUAUUGACACUGGUUAAUAAAAUCAUUGUUCGCUCUUAGAAUAAUACAUAUAAUAGUAAAUCACUCUUAGCCCCCCCUUCCUCCCUCCCCCCAUCAGGUUGUCAUCGUCCCCAUGGUACCGUGUUAUAUACAGUAGUAGACUGUGUGUUCUACAGUAGCAUAUAGUCAUGUCCUACCUACACAAAAGAACCUGUUGCAAUAGCACCAUCUAGGGCUGGUGGGGUGAGGAAAAUCCACAGCGCUGUGGACAAAGUUUGAUAGAUUCACAUUGCACUCUGGAUCAGGAGCUGAUAGGAGAGAGGUCUCUCUGCUUGACGUCUUGAUAUCUGCAAGAGGUGAGGUCACUUGUGUUCGUUUAGGACAGUGUCUGUACAGUACCUGCGGUGAGGGCUGGUAACCAGGGAGCUCUGGCUACUGUAGGGUGUACUGUACUGUACAGUAUAGUGCCAUGGCAACGCUGGCCUGCUGAGGCUGUCGCGGUGACGUGGUGAUGCCUGCCAGUUAUGGGAGCAACUGGAAGUGUUAAGAAACCGAGAGAUUCUUCUAACCGUCCCGACCAGGAGGGAGUCAUGGAGGGGACUCAUGCAACUACAGGCCCCAAUAACACGGAGGAGUUCAAAGUUCAGAUGGCGAAGCACAACAACCACGCCCCCCUGCGGCCGCCAAGCGAGCGCUCCGCAGACCGGGCAUCGAAGCGGCUGUCACAGGACUCCAACGGCCUAAGCGAGGGCGGGGCGAGCGGGUCACGCACCCCUGUGGAGGUGACCGCACUGGAGGAGGCCUUCCGGCGCUUCGCCAUCCAUGGAGACACGCGUGCCACCGGCAAGGAGAUGCACGGCAAGAACUGGUCCAAACUCUGCAAAGACUGCAACGUCAUCGACGGCAAGAACGUCACGCUCACCGACGUCGACAUCGUUUUCUCUAAAGUCAAGAAGAAAUCCAGCCGCACCAUCACCUACAAUGAGUUCAAAGACGCUCUGACAGAGCUGUCCAGGAAGCGUUUCAAGGAGAAGAACAACGAAGAGGCCGCAGAGGAGGUCUUCAAGCUGAUCGAGGGCAAAUCACCCAUCAUAGCCGGAGUCACUAGAGCUGUGGCCUCUCCCACAGUGUCGCGUCUGACCGACACGACCAAGUUCACUGGGUCCCACAAAGAGCGCUUCGACGAGAUGGGCAGGGGGAAGGGCAAGGCUGGCCGCGUCGACAUCCCGGACACCAGGGGUUACGUAUCGGGCUACAAACACGCAGGCUCCUACGAGAAGAAAACAGGCCCAAGGGGCAAGCCGGAGUGAAGUGCCACCGGGGUCAAGUCAGUUACCAGAGUUAGCAGAGAAAACAAUGACAUCGUAAAUCUCAUCCCGAACUAUCCUCUGUCUGUGUCUUGCUCCAAACACACCAAACCAGAAAAAAAGCACAAGGAAAUAUUUUCCAUUUCAUGUUCAUUGUUUAUCAUUAUUAUUUGUGAUUGAGAUGUGGUUCAGGUUCCUUUUUUUUCCUGUGAUGUUUGAGAACUGGAACGUCUUUUACAUCUACUACACAAAGACAUAACAUCGCCAGCCAUUCCUAAACCAAAACCAAGCAACUGUCAAACCAUGAGGAACCACCACAGGGGGUAAAGCAGUAUGAAUUAUAUAGGGUGCAUUCAAAUAUGCGACCUUGCGUCCUCCACUUGUGCUUGUGGCCUCAUCCCGCCUCCGUGGAGAAAACAAUCAAGUUUCCCAGCUGUCACCCUAGUCACAACAACUUUUGGGGGACUGUUUUUCUUUCACCAUCCAGUUUGCAAAUGAGAAAAGGGCUUUACAAUUGAGUUUUUGCAAGAAGAAAGAAAUAGAAUGCUGUUGUCCAUGAUGUCAUUAUGACAUAUUACUUCCUGGUACGAGGCCACAAGCACAAGUGGAGGACGCAAGGUCGCAUAUUGGAACUCGCCCACAGUCUUACUAAUGCAAUAGGGCCUUACACUGACUGACAACAGCUAUGAAGACUACAUAGUACGCCGAGAAAAAAACAGAAAUUCUAUUAUAUUGCACUUUUUUGUAUAUUGGUCCUGCCUCUAUUCAUUUUUCAAGUCGUUUAACUGUAGAAAUGAUUCUGUUUAUUUAAACUUUCAAGCUUCAUCAUUUCCCUGUAAAAGUAGUUGGAGUGGUGGAUGUUUAUGAUUUCUGAUAAUGGUUCACAGGUGUCUCCUCGCCCUGAUGUGCAUACCAGUUAGGUAACUGGGGGAAGGGUGUAAGUCCUCAGAAACCACUAUUCACAGAUGUUAAGCACUUAAUCUUGUCGUUCACUGACUUGGUUUGGAGUCACAUAUCACUAAUAUACCAUAGUUGUGUUUAAUUCCUUAGAAAGAUAGAUCUGGCUUUUGUAUGCUUUAUUGUUGAAGAAGACGUAAGGUUUUCUCAAUAUUGACAGAAAACUAGUGCUGUGUCAUUCAUUCAUGUAAGGUUUCACUUUGGUUUUGAACAAAUAGAAUAAAACUUGUUCCCCAACAACCACUAACCACCAUAAGUGGUCUGUGGUUUAGUCAAUUAUUUAAUUUCAAAACACAACAGUACAUUUACAACUGGAUGCCACUAGUGUUGGGUACUGCUAAGUAUUGCAUAUUAGAAAAAAAAACUGUCAGAUUCAUGAAAAUGAACACAGGAGAAGGUAUGGUGUUCAAGAUUGUAAUUUUAAAAUAUAUAUAUUGUUGCUUUGAGUCAUGUUGGUCUUAAUAUUUAUGGAAUGCUAGUAUAUGGUAUGCUAAAACGUUAGCUUGAACUAAAACACUGGCUGCAUAUUUGUCUUUUCUGUGCAUUUUGCAGUGCAUUGUGAACUGUACCAACGCCACAGUACAUUACAGUAUGACUUGUAAAUUCCAGGAGGAUGCAUCACAAGAGCAAAAAGUCCAAAUGCUAGUGCCCAUUGCCAUUUUCUGUGGAAAGAUAACCUGUUCAUUAUGUGAUCUUGAUAUUUGUGUCAAAGCACAACAUAAAGCCUGAAAUUUAUUCACCAAAAUAGUUUAGUUUUACUAUGGUAGAUUAGUUAAAUUUUACCUCCACUCUGUUAAACCAGCAUAUGGUACACACACAUUUUACUACUUUUCUAACAAGCAAAUUAAUUACAGUUUUAUACAUUUCAUACUUUGGCACUUUGCUACAUUUUGAACUAUGUGCAAUUUAUACGAUGACACAAAAAGCCACAAUGUUUAUAGUCGACAGUCGGCUUCUACCUAAAUGGCCAAAUUUAUAGCAGUUUUAGAUACACAGGGUAAAGACGACAGGUGUCAUUAUAUCUGUUUAUUUCACAGUCGUUAUCUUUUCAGAACUCUGACAUCUAAACAUAUCCAAUAAUACUAUGGGCCAAAUUUUUCGCAGAGAUAUUAACUGACAGAUCUUUUGAUUGAAGGAAAAGGGAAUAAUGUGUACAGAACUAUUCUUCUACGGAACAUCUAUUUUUCACACAUCGCGACAUACUGUUCCUCCCAUAGUCAUUGCCAGUAGUUUACCUAGAAAGUGACAUGUAUUUAUAUUGAAAAAAGUAAAAACAUUACUGUACUAGCAGUUGGAAGUAUUUAAUGUAUGAUUUUUGAUGUUUGUGUGCUUACUGCCAAAUAUUGUACACCAUUUGUUUUAAGGAACAAUACUGUCUUAUUUUUCAGAUAACUUUUUUUUUCUAACGGUCUUGUGCCCUGAUGCAUGUUAUCUGGUCAUGUUACGGUACUUUGGACCUCAAAGUAUGUGUGUAUGUCCCAGUUUUGUAGCAUUGUUGAGAAUAAAAAAGUGGAAGUCUACUGUA
Messenger RNA from Engraulis encrasicolus (European anchovy), 4202 nucleotides. Its product is annotated as tubulin polymerization-promoting protein. Gene Ontology annotation, molecular function: tubulin binding. The transcript has 5 exons. The record is from RefSeq and is a predicted model, not a curated record. NCBI's taxonomy places the organism in Eukaryota, Metazoa, Chordata, Actinopteri, Clupeiformes, Engraulidae. Gene Ontology annotation, cellular component: microtubule. Bases 938 to 1723 code for a protein of 261 amino acids. Gene Ontology annotation, biological process: microtubule bundle formation; microtubule polymerization; positive regulation of protein polymerization.